GAGUCGGGGAGAGAAUGUUAUGGUAUUCAGUAACAUAACAAAUCAUCUUUUCAGCAGCAUGAUGCCAUAUUGUGCUAUUUUUAUUGAAGACCAACUUUCUGGGUGAUGGUUUAUUUGGUUGGAUAUAACUGUAAAGAUAUCUUUCAUGAUUUUAAGAACAUGGUUGGGAAAGAGUUCAACGUGAGAGUCCCGACUUAAUCAUUUAUAUCAUCUCCAGUGAGGGUGCUCUUUUCUUAGUUCGAUUUCACACUUGGCGUUCAAAUAAGCAACUUGUUGGUACUUGUUAAAAGAAAAUCCAAGUUGUUGCAGCACUAAAUUCAAUUGCUCCAAGGCACCAAGUGUCCUUUAUGCUAUUUGGACUUGGUUUAUCUGCAGUUCUAGUUGUUAAAAGUUUAGGAAUUUUUCUUGUUACUCAACCUUUCAUCUUUCUCAUUGAAUGAUUGUGCCUUUCUUCUGAAUUUUGUUGUUCUUGAAUCGGCUUUUUUCUGUUUCCUUUCCUUUCUUCCCUGGGGUGUUGAAAUCUCCAUGCUCUUUGGCUCGCUCAUGUAGAGGAAGUAAAAGUUGGACCAUGUUAUUCUGUUGACAUUUGAAUUGAAAUCAUGAUUGGUAAUAUUCCCAGUUUUCAGGCCAAUGGCGUAAAGAAUUCUCUCUAUUUGGAUGAGACAAUAAAAGGUCUCUGUUUCUCAGGAAGGGUGGCUGAAGCAGUUGGAAUAUUGUGCCGCUCUGGUGUACAGGUGGAGGCAGAAACUUAUUCCCUUGUUUUGCAAGAGUGCAUUUUCCGCCAAGCGUAUAAGAAAGGGAAAAGAGUCCAUUGGCAAAUGAUUACUGUCGGCUUUGUUCCAAAUGAAUAUCUGACUGUUAAGUUGUUAAUUUUGUAUGCAAAAGCAGGAGACUUGGAUACAUCACACAUUAUAUUUGAUAAGUUACAAUUUAAAAGCUUGGUUUCGUGGAACGCUAUGAUUGCUGGGUAUGUGCAGAAGGGCAUGGAGGAAGUAGGCCUGAGUCUGUACCAUGAUAUGAAACAGAGAGAUGUACUUCCAGAUCAGUAUACCUUUUCAUCAGUCUUUAGAGCCUGUGCCUCUUUAGCUGUCCUGGAGCAGGGCAAGCAAGCACAUGCUUUGUUGAUUAAAAGCCAAAUUAGUGGAAAUAUUGUAGUUAAUAGUGCGCUUAUGGACAUGUAUUUCAAGUGUAGUUCUCCAUCUGAUGGCUAUCUCGUGUUUAGUAAGUCCUUGGAAAGGAAUGUGAUAACAUGGACUGCUCUGAUAUCAGGGUAUGGACAAAAUGGAAGAAUAAAAGAUGUUCUGGAAUCAUUUCAUAGGAUGAUAGAUGAAGGAUAUAGGCCAAACCAUGUUACGUUUCUUGCAGUUCUUUCUGCUUGUAGCCAUGGAGGUCUGGUAGAUAGAGGUAAGGAGUAUUUUUCAUCUAUGAUGAGAGAUUAUGGGCUUCAACCAAGAGGAAAGCACUAUGCAGCUAUUGUGGAUCUUCUAGGCCGUGCUGGAAGAUUACAAGAGGCUCAUGAGUUUGUCAAAAACUCACGUUGUGAGGAGCACCCAGUACUAUGGGGCUCUUUACUUGGGGCUUGUAAGAUUCAUGGUGAUAUCGAGAUGGUAAAACUUGCUGCUAGAAAUUUCUUCGACUUGGAGCCUGAGAAUGCAGGCAAAUAUGUUGUCUUGUCUAAUGCUUAUGCUUCUUUUGGUUUGUGGAACAAUGUUGCGGAGAUAAGGAGAUUGAUGAAAGACUCGGGGGUGAAAAAGGAGCCUGGUUAUAGUAUGAUUGAGGUUCAAAGACAAGCACAUUUCUUCUUUAUGGAACAUAAUGCUCAUGAACAGACUGCUGAGAUAUAUAAAUUGGUCAAAGAUAUGGCAGGUAUCUUAAAAGACGCUGGCGAUGUUCAAGAUUUACUGAGUUAAAGAGAAAGGACAAACAACAAUAUAGGAUGAACAUUUGAUUGAAUCCUCAGCCACUUAGCUGCAAAGAGUCUUAUUAAACGGGCAAUUUGCUGUAUCUCGAAAAGUGCCAUGCAUGUCACACUCCAGCUGUAUGCUCGUAUCCUUUUAAGCUAUAAAAGUGGAAACACUAACAUUCAAACAUAGAAAGAGAAACAGGCUUCAGCCUUUGUGCUAUAAGUCGGGAAUGCACUUUCCAGACACAAGCCAUGCUUUCCUGGAAUUUGUGAUCCUUUGACAGAAAUCUUCUGUGGAGAUGCCAUUUGCCUUUGAAUGCAAAAAUUGGAUUGUGAUCUCCCCACAGUUUCAACUGUUAGUUUGGCAAGCAGGGGCUUGCUAUUUGCUUCUAUGAGGAACAUGUAUGUGAACAAACAGAUGAAUUGCCUUAUUACCAAGUAAUGUGAUGGCCUCGGUUUAUUGGAUGUGAUUCUUAAUAAAAUAAGUUUACCAUUGAAAACAUAUUCUCUUAAGGUCAUCUUUUACUAUAUUGUAGUAACAGCGGAGUUGAGUAGUUUCCAAUAAAAUGCUUAAAAAGCCAUACGUCAUCAUAAUUUGAACCUAUAGCAAAUGAGUUUGUUUCUUCUAUGAUACUAUAUACUAACCAAUGCUGCCACGGAUUGAUGAAUUUUGGGCAUUCUAGGAAAUCUAUUUGUAUUUAUUUUCUUAUGCUAUAUUGCUAUGUCUGGUGGUUAAGCAGAUCAUUCUAUGCUGUUGCCAAAAUACAUUUAGGCAAUUCAUUUAUAAGUGUUGAUAGUGUUUGAAAAGAUUUUAGAAUCUUUACCAACCUAUGAAUGUUACUCUGGAACUGACAUAAUUCCAUCUACCUGGCACAUCAAGAGCUGCAAUUGUGUGAACAAGCAUAAAAAAGUGGGUGGAAAUUUAUGUCUUCAUAUAGUGGAAAUAUUAAUAACUACUUGUCGGAUAAAUCAGGAUAAACAAGUCCUUUAAUGGUUUACUUAUUUGUGUUAGACUAUGCAAUCCUUAUUUUAGUUGCAGUUGCAGUUUGCAUGGCUCUCUAUCUUCACUGCAUACUUUUGUUGUCCUUUCUAUGCAUCCUGUUGAACACGAAAAUAAAUUUGAGCCUUCAGUUCCUUCCCAGUUGAACUGCAGUUUGUGUACGGAUCAAUCUCGUGUAGCCAGCCGCGCAGAGAAGUAAAACCAGCAUAUUCUGUUUCCUUUUGUUCAAUUGAUGGUAUCAUUCCGAAGGAGAUUGGUCCUAUCUUGUGGGGAUAACCAUAUAAUACAUUUUGUUCUGACUUCUGAGAUUGUUCCUAUGAUUCUUUACAUCAAAAUUUACUAAGUUAGUAAUUGCCUUGAAGAUAUCAAAAGUUUGAUAAUACAAUUAUGGACAUAUAAUUUGGAUUCACAAAGAUGCUAACUUCUGAGUUUUGAAGUGCUGCUUGAACUUUGAUGAUCUUGAUAGAUAUUUAAGGCUUCCUGAUGUUCUCAUAUCAUUGUCUGAUUUAGCUUUUGUGCUAUUUCCCCUCU
Molecule: messenger RNA, 3434 nt
Organism: Solanum tuberosum (potato)
Lineage: Eukaryota; Viridiplantae; Streptophyta; Magnoliopsida; Solanales; Solanaceae
Product: pentatricopeptide repeat-containing protein At4g16470
Exons: 1
Coding region: 600-1910 (436 amino acids)
Biological process (GO): RNA modification
Molecular function (GO): RNA binding; protein binding
Source: RefSeq, a predicted model, not a curated record